Mustela erminea (ermine) is the source of this 886-nucleotide messenger RNA. Its product is annotated as histone H2A.Z. The transcript is spliced from 5 exons. NCBI's taxonomy places the organism in Eukaryota, Metazoa, Chordata, Mammalia, Carnivora, Mustelidae. The coding region runs from base 126 to 512 and encodes 128 amino acids. The record is from RefSeq and is a predicted model, not a curated record. Gene Ontology annotation, cellular component: nucleosome. Gene Ontology annotation, molecular function: DNA binding; structural constituent of chromatin; protein heterodimerization activity.
CGGGGAAGGCGGGAGACAGCGCAGUUUGAAUCGCGGUGCGACGAAGGAGUAGGCGGUGGGAUCUCGCUGGCUGGCUGACUAGUCCUUUCUCUGCCUUGCUUGUUUGAGCUUCAGCAGAAUUCGAAAUGGCUGGCGGUAAGGCUGGGAAGGACUCCGGAAAGGCCAAGACAAAGGCGGUUUCCCGCUCACAGAGAGCCGGCUUGCAGUUCCCGGUGGGCCGUAUUCAUCGACACCUGAAAUCUAGGACGACCAGUCAUGGACGUGUGGGCGCGACUGCCGCUGUGUACAGCGCAGCCAUCCUGGAGUAUCUCACCGCAGAGGUACUUGAAUUGGCAGGAAAUGCAUCAAAAGACUUGAAGGUAAAGCGUAUUACCCCUCGUCACUUGCAACUUGCUAUUCGUGGAGAUGAAGAAUUGGACUCUCUCAUCAAGGCUACAAUUGCUGGUGGUGGUGUCAUUCCACACAUCCACAAAUCUCUGAUUGGGAAGAAAGGACAACAGAAGACUGUUUAAAGGAUGCCUGGAUUCCUUAUUAUCUCAGGACUCUAAAUACUCUUAACAGCUGUCCAGUGUUGGUGAUUCCAGUGGACUGUAUCUCUGUGAAAAACACAAUUUUGCCUUUUUGUAAUUCUAUUUGAGCAAGUUGGAAGUUUAAUUAGCUUUCCAACCAACCAAAUUUCUGCAUUCGAGUCUUAACCAUAUUUAAGUGUUACUGUGGCUUCAAAGAAGCUAUUGAUUCUGAAGUAGUGGGUUUUGAUUGAGUUGACUGUUUUUAAAAAACUGUUUGGAUUUUAAUUGUGAUGCAGAAGUUAUAGUAACAAACAUUUGGUUUUGUACAGACAUUAUUUCCACUCCAGUGGAUAAGCUCAAUAAAGGUCAUAUCCCAA